AUGGCGGUUCGAAAACUGCCCAACUCCGGUUCCACCGCAACACCCGACGGCUCUUUUAUUCGCAAUGAGCAUGUCCAAGCCCUUCCUACGAAACUAGGACUGCGCCCCGCCGACAGUGUUGUUGAGGAGCUUGGGCUGUGGCCAUCAGUCAAUAUGCCGCCAGCCCCAACCCGUAGGAUGGUGCCGAAGGACCGUUUCGGCCACUUUUUCGGUAGCUUAAAAGUGCAGCCUUAUUAUGAUCCAGCGGCGCGGGGUCCGGGUUCUCAUACUAUCCGAACACUUGCGUGGAACCCGACAGGCAGCUUGAUCGCCACUGGCUCUGUGGAUCGCACCCUACGCAUUUGGAACCCCGAGCGCACACAUGUCAAAUACUCGACGGAGCUUCGUGGGCAUUCAGCCGGUAUAGAGAAAGUGGCUUUCAACCCCGUUAAGGAAUCGGAGUUGGCAAGUUGUUCGAGCGAUAGCACAGUUCGUUUCUGGGAUGUGCGAACCAAGACUUGUAUUAGCCGCGUUGAUGUGGGAGGAGAGGCCUUUACGAUGACAUGGGCCGCUGAUGGAAGCGUGGUUCUAGUGGGUAGAAAAGUUCGUUCACCCAGUACUUGCGUAUACGUAGCCGUUUCACUUGAUGACACUUUGAUACCCAUCUCAGUCGAAUCGCCAUCUACUCCAACUUUCCAAAUAGCCACUGGCACCUCCGCCCCAACAAGCACUUUCAAAGCUCUAACCCCGCACCAGCAAUCUGUCCAAACGAACGCGGCAACCUUUUCACACUCCUUCAAUACGUCUGAUCUGGACCUCUUCCUCACAACCGGCGAUGGCACCGUAAAAGUCGUCUCCUACCCCUCUUUCGCACCUCUCCAUACAAUCCACGCGCAUACAUCUGCCUGCCUUUCAAUCGCUCUCAGCCCUACGUCUCGAUACCUAGCAGUUGGCGGCAGCGACGCUCUUAUCUCGCUCUGGGAUACUACAGACUGGUUUUGUAAACGAACCGUCUCAAGUGCCAACGGCGGUGCCGUGCGGGGUGUUAGCUGGAGCUGGGACGGUAGAUUUAUCGUCGGCGCAUGCGACGAGCCCGGUUGUGGCGGUUCCGGGCUUGAAAUUUUUCACGCUGAAACGGGAGAAAGCGUAUAUACUAUUCCCACGGGUGGCGGGUUGGGUGCUAACUCCGGCGUGAAUGGAAUAACUGGAAGCACGAGCGGCUCUGGAGUCGCGGUAGGAGUUCCGGCGGUCGCAUGGCAUCCGUCUCGGUAUUGGCUUGCUUAUUCUGUCACCGCUGAUAGCAUGGGGAGCAAUAGUGGCGGUGGUUUGAGGAUUGUGGGGGCGGGGAGCAGCGCUCCAUUGUGA
Molecule: messenger RNA, 1344 nt
Organism: Paracoccidioides brasiliensis Pb18
Exons: 4
Coding region: 1-1344 (447 amino acids)
Biological process (GO): mRNA export from nucleus
Cellular component (GO): THO complex part of transcription export complex
Molecular function (GO): protein binding
Source: RefSeq, a predicted model, not a curated record